AUGCGUAUGCGCGUUGCACCAUCUAAUCAGAUCUCAAAUACACACUGCUUCCAAGGAACAUCCCUCCAUACAAUGUCCACCCUGUGUGAUGGAAGUAAGAGCUGUUCUGUUCCUGCAGUGAAUUCCGUUUUCUCUGAUCCUUGUCAUGGGACUCAUAAAUACCUGGAUGUGUCUUAUCUCUGUACCCCUGCAAAAAGAAGUGUAACCUGUGAAAAUACCCAAAGUACCAUUUUCUGUGAAACUGGUGUUAUUUCUGUUCAUCAUGCCAAUUAUGGACGGCGGGAUCUUGUAACCUGCCCCCAUAAAUUAGCAACCACACCCCACUGUUACUCUCCUCAGACUGGCAGCCUGCGUUCCAGGUGCAAUGGGAGGACGUCUUGUCAACUAAAUGCUUCAAAUUCUGUCUACUCUGAUCCAUGUUGGGGUGUCUAUAAGUAUUUGGAAGUGAUGUACAGCUGUAUAUAAUACUGUGAUUAAAAAAUGUGAAAUUAAAAAAUGAUAAUGAACAUUUAAUUUCAUAACUUACAAAUUCAUUUGGAAAGCUUUAUUGAUCAUGUGUCAACAAAUGAGAAUAAUGGGAGGUAAAUGUUUCAAAAAGUAGAAAAUCUGUCCCCUCCCCAUUUUGUAUAUGUAUAGUAUCAUUUCUUUAAUUUUUCUUUUGAUUUUGAGGUGACUUUUAUGGGAU
Molecule: messenger RNA, 685 nt
Organism: Megalobrama amblycephala (Wuchang bream)
Lineage: Eukaryota; Metazoa; Chordata; Actinopteri; Cypriniformes; Xenocyprididae
Product: L-rhamnose-binding lectin CSL2-like
Exons: 5
Coding region: 1-465 (154 amino acids)
Molecular function (GO): carbohydrate binding
Source: RefSeq, a predicted model, not a curated record